Messenger RNA from Macrobrachium nipponense, 3688 nucleotides. RefSeq lists its product as uncharacterized. Gene Ontology annotation, biological process: regulation of transcription by RNA polymerase II. NCBI's taxonomy places the organism in Eukaryota, Metazoa, Arthropoda, Malacostraca, Decapoda, Palaemonidae. The record is from RefSeq and is a predicted model, not a curated record. Gene Ontology annotation, molecular function: DNA-binding transcription factor activity; RNA polymerase II cis-regulatory region sequence-specific DNA binding. Bases 152 to 3475 code for a protein of 1107 amino acids. The transcript has 2 exons.
UUCAGAAAGGAAUAUUGAGCUGAAUGAGCACUUUACAGAUGAAUCUCACAAGAAGGAUUCAUCUGUUAUCUUCAUCUAUGGUGAUUUAUCCGAUGCAGCCUCAUCUUGUGCUGAAACUGGUGUUGAUUCUGAAGGAGGUUAAUUAUGCAGAAUGGAUUCAAAAGAGGAUACAGAGCCAUCAGCGAAUCAGCCGCAAGAUCCUGUUGCCAGUGCAGACAUUGAUGCUUCAAGUUCAUCAGCUGAAAAUGCCCAAACAGACUCGACCGUUAGUGGAGAUGCUAAAAGUAGUGAUAGAAAAGAAGAGGUUGAUGAUGGAAUAGUGGAAGAGACAUUAAAAAACAGUGAGAAUAUUAAUGCUGGUGAAGAUACACGUGACUCUCCAGAAGCUCAGCAUGAAGUAUCUGCUACAGGCGAGAGCUCCUUGAACAGUAUAGUUUCUGAUUCAUCACCUAAUACCCAUGCACCAGAAAGCAGCCUCAAGAAGCAGACAGUUCGAUUACAUAAAAAACAUUUAUAUCCCCUAUCUGUACCAUCUCGCACUGUUAUUGAUAAGAAAAUAGUUUCUACCAAAAAGAAAGCUCCAGUGAUUAUACGAAAUAUAUCGGAAAUUGUAGCCAAAGAAAGUGACAAUGAUGAUGUUGAUUCAGAAAGUCAAGUUCAUGCCAGUAGCAGGUGUGAGGAAAGCUCUCAUUCAAAAACUAUUUACAUUUCUCAGAGUCCCAAUCAUGAAGAAUUCAAAGAAAAUAAACAGUUGACAUUAGUUAGUCAUGCAGAGAAUGCAAGCACAGUUGAUAGGUCUGGUCCUUCAAAAUUUAAAGGUAAUUUUGUGAAUGAUAAUGAAUCCUAUAAAAAAGGUACUUUAACACCUAGUGUGGGAUCUUCGCAGUCCUCGCCGUAUAAUACACGUUAUGCUCAUUUGAAAAUUGGAACAAUAUUUUCUGUUUCUAAUAAAUCUAGUGGCAUAUCAAGAAAAAAAUAUGAUAAAGACAGUGUUAAAGUUGUGAAAAGUCAUGCAAAUAAGUAUUCAACUGGUUUAAGGUGUGAAAACUUGAAUGUUGUUGAAGAGAACAGUGAUAAUGGGGUUUGCUUUUUGUGUGGGAUUUCUUUUGAUGACGAUAUGGGUAUAUCGCUUAGUGUUAAAAAGCCUCUUCCAUUAAGUAAUGUUGAUGUUAUUACACUUCUUGAGAGUUUUAGCAUUUCCUGUGCAGCUGUGAAAGCUGAAAAUUUAAAUUUUGUUAAUAUAUGUAAUGUUUGUCACACUUUAAUCAUUGAAGGGGACUCUUCUUAUAAACAUUUAUUAUCAGUUGCUUCAGAAAUGAGAGAACAGUGGCCUUAUCGAGCAAUGAAAAGUAAUCCUGUUUUUUCACUCAGUAUCCCAGAUAGUACUCUUAAUCAGUUUAAUAGUCCUGAUGGUGUAUCGGAAAGAGUCGCCGCAUCAGAGAAGCAAGAGUCUAAUCAUUCAGAAUAUAGAAAGGUUAGGGGGAGAGUUGGCAGGCCACCAAAAAUAAAGGUCAAGCAGGAAGAUGAUGAUGAUAUAAACUGGAAACCUUCUCAAGUGAAAUUGGAAAGAACUACCAGCACGGGCAGACGGGGACGACCACCUAAGAGAAAGCUGAAGAGAGAGAAAAGAGGAAGACCACGUAAAGUUAUUGUCAAGGGAGAGAUUUCAGAGAAUGAAUCUUUUACUUGUGGGUUGUGUAGCGAAGAGUUUUUGGAGGAGAGUGACUGGAGUAACCAUUAUGAAAGUGUCCAUAAUACUCAGUUGAGAUGGGUUAAUUACAGGUCACAGAAAAAACUGAAAAAGUUGAUUUUAUAUAACAUUCAGGAAAGUUUCUUAAAUGAAGAUUUCACUGAGGCCACAUGCCAUGCUUGUGACAGCAAGUUCUUUGAAAGACAUGCAUUCAUUGAACACUUACGUUGUCUGCAUAAGAUGGUUAUAGACGAUGAAUUUAUUGCUGCAUUAUAUAAAUAUAGUCAGGGACAUAUAGAAAAUCCUGAGGAGUUGUUUGAUAGUGACAUAGAAAAGGAUAUCAAAGCUGCUAGUGAUGGAACCAUCAUCAAGAUAGAGAGAGAAUCUUUGGCCUUUCCAGGAAAACUUGAAAAGUCUUUGAAAUGCAAAGUUUGCCACUUGACCUUGAGUAGUGAGCAGGCACUGAAAGAGCAUACGGACACUAAUCACUUUUCUCUUGUUGUUAUUGGCAAUGAUGACAGUCGGGAGGUUGUGGUUCCUGAGGAAAAGUCAGAAGAUGGGAAAGCAGAAAUUGUGAGUGAAAAAUCUGAACCGCUUGAACUGACUUGCAAAGAUGAUGCUGAAAAUGAUGACAAUGUCUGUGAAGAGUGUGAAGAAAUAUUUGAAAGUCGCCAUCAACUGUUAGAACAUAAGCUGAAUAUUCAUGGGAGUAAUGAUGACAGAGGGCAGGAAAAGGGCUUGUUGAGAUACGAGUGUGAAGUUUGUGGUCGGAGAAUUUAUGGGCUGGCAGCUCUCAAAGUGCACAUGACAAAGGUGCAUUAUAAGACUGUGUCAAGCUUCAAGUUUAGUUGUUGGAUGUGUGUAUACAAAUCUCAGUCAAGAAGCCAGUUGGGAAAGCAUAUGAGAAUGAAACAUGGUAAGGAGAUCAUGCCCUCAGUUCAGUGUGAAACUUGUGGAAAAAUGUAUGGCUCAAGUUACAUUGCUAAACAUAUAGCUACCAUGCAUUCAACACAUACAAGAAACUUCGGGUGCAAUUUCUGUGAUAUGAAGUUUUAUGAUAUGGCUGGAUUGAAGUUUCAUAUAUAUCAUGAGCAUGCAAAUAAAGUUUGGAAGUGCAACAAGUGUCCCAUGGAAUUUAAAAAGUAUCAUCAGCUACGUCAACAUCGUAUUUUUACUCACAGUACUAAAGUACAUGCAUGUAUGGAGUGUCCAAAAACUUAUAAGAGGAAGAGUGAUUUGACAGAGCAUGUAAAGAGACUUCACCUUCAAAGAGUAGUUUUAUUGUGUCCACGUUGUCCCAAGCAGUAUGUCAAUCGCUUCAAAUUACGGAAUCACCUGAUGAAACAUCACGAUGUUCCCUGGGAAGACACUCUAGCAAGGAAUUAUGCUCGACAUCAGCGUGCAAACAAUUGUCGUAGAACAGAGGAAGGACUUUUGGAAGCUAAUAAAGAUCAGCAGCUGGAAGAAGACAUUUUUAUCCAAGAGUCCUAUGAUCAUUUUGAAAGGCAGAAGGAAAUGCAGGACGUUAGCAAUAACAGUGAAGAACAGAUAGAAGAACAAGAGUACCGCGAUCACUUCAACAGGCACAGCGAAGAACAUGAGUACCACGUUCAGUAUCGACAGAGUAACGAUGGGAUUUUGCAUCAGCAGCAGCAAAGAACUCAUCACAUAAGACCCAUAAAAAUGGAGAGAGAUGAUCAGCCUGAGGAAUAUAUUGAGAUAAUGGAAGCAACAGAUACUUUUGCCAAGGAUGGUGUAACUUAUGUAAUCAUAGAGGAGUCAUAGACAUUUCUGAUGCAGAUUUAAUGAGAUGUAAUAUACUUUCAUUCGAAUAAUUGUAAAUCUGAUACAGGUUUUUUUUUUUUUUUUUGAAAGAAAACAUUCAAGUGAACUGUAGAAAUUCAGCGACGAGUUAUCACUUUAGUUAUUUAUGUAUCAUACUUAUCCUAUAUAGUUAAGUGUAUGCAUGUCAUUUGUGGCAUUAAAUGAAAAAAUAAA